Elgaria multicarinata webbii is the source of this 2451-nucleotide messenger RNA. RefSeq names its product nuclear receptor subfamily 0 group B member 2 (gene NR0B2). The transcript is spliced from 2 exons. NCBI's taxonomy places the organism in Eukaryota, Metazoa, Chordata, Lepidosauria, Squamata, Anguidae. Bases 228 to 980 code for a protein of 250 amino acids. The record is from RefSeq and is a predicted model, not a curated record. Gene Ontology annotation, biological process: circadian rhythm; negative regulation of transcription by RNA polymerase II. Gene Ontology annotation, cellular component: cytoplasm; nucleus. Gene Ontology annotation, molecular function: transcription factor binding; transcription corepressor activity.
CAAAGGGGAGGUCAAGGCUACCGAAGGGGGUGGUUUCUUUCACCCCUUCCAAGGGCCUUAUAAGCCGAGCUGAGAACAAGCAGAUACAAGAAGGGAGGAAGAGACUGAAGUGACAAGAAAGUGCCCCUAGCUGAAAGUGCUGGAAACUAGUGCCCAGAUCAACUCGGCAGCUGUGUGGAAAGCACUCAUCCAAGUAGCAACCCAGUGAGCUCUGCUCCACCGUGGACAUGGAGUAUGAGAAGUGCCCAUGCCACAACGAAGAGAACCAGAAUGCUAUUCUCUACACUCUUCUGAGCCACCGCGGAGGGAGCUGCAGCCCUUCCCAACAGCGCUGCUUGUGCCACAAGCGCCACACAGUCUGCCUUCAGACCCCCCAGGUCACCUGCCAAGCAGCUUCCGACGUCUUGGUGAAGACCAUCAGCUUCAUGAAGAACCUCCCUUCCUUCCAGCUCCUGCCUUGGGAAGACCAGCUUCUGCUGCUGGACAGCUGUUGGGCUCCCCUCUUCCUCCUGGGCCUGGUCCAGGAGAUGGUGACGUUUGAGGUGAUGGAGACUCCGGCUCCCAGCAUGCUGGAGAGAAUCCUCCUCGAUGGCCAGUGCAAGAGGCAGGAGCUGCAGAGGGCACAGCCCACCCUGGCCAGUGUACAGCGCCUGCAGUGCUGCUUGAACGCUUUCUGGAGCCUGGACCUGAGCCCUAAAGAAUAUGCCUAUCUGAAAGGGGCCAUUCUUUUCAACCCCGACGUGCCUGGUCUAAAGGCUUCCUCUUACAUUGAGAGUCUCCAGCGAGAAGCGCAGAGAGCACUCCAAGAAGUUCUAACGCUUCUCCACCUGGAGGAUCAUGGCCGUUUCGCCCACAUCAUGCUGAUCGCCUCCUCCCUGAAGUCCAUCCCUCCCACCCUCAUUACUGACCUUUUCUUCCAACCGGUCAUCGGCAGCACAGACAUUUUCGAGCUGCUUUCCGAAAUGCUGAUGAUGAAGUAGCUCCUUCGGCCGCGACAUCAUGGUGCGAGUCUGGCUUCCGGGGCACCCACUGUAUGCUCUGCUUUGUGCUAAAUUCCAAGAGGCGGCCCAGCUCACCUGGAUCAGACAGAAGAGAGCAUGCAGCAUCCUGACGAUAACUUUCCAGAGAGACAGGCAGCUGCUUAGCAGAUGACUUUGCGCAUGUAGCUCAGAACACAAGAAGGUGACUUAUAGCGCAGCUAUACCUAGUGUCACCAAGUGUUUAGGACAGGUAACAACUGCUAGGCUGGGAGAGGGGGUUGCUGACAAUUGUGUUAAGAGAUUCCUGGCCCUCCCAUGCAGGAUUAUAGCCUCCAGGAUUAAGCUUCCUCCCCUUUUUUAAAAAAAACGUUAUUAGAACUACAUUUGUUGAACUAUGGAACUCAAGCAGAAACUGACCUGCAUUUUCAUGUAUUCAGUAAUGAGUAUGGCGGUCAGUUUCGGAAUAAGUUCCAUACUUUGUAUUCUGAUCCAGAUGCGGAUCCUUUGAAGUCAAUUGGAGACAGGUUCUCAGAAGGUUUUGAUAUGAGCUGGCAUCAAAUACUGGGCGUUCUUGUCUAAGAAUCAUAAUGUCCCCCUUGUAUAUGUGUUCGGACUAUUUUUCUCUAAUGCCUAGAGGCUGACUGGAAAAGAAAGAUGCCUUUGAACAUAUAUGCAGCAGGAAAUGGCCAGAUGGUUUUCGUUCUGAACCUGCUGAUGGCUGCCUGACCUCCCUUAUAUGCCCUGAAUUGUAAUACUCCAAGAGUAAUGAUACAGAAGAAAACAAGAUGGGUUUCCUCAUAUGACCCCCAUUCUGUGUAAAUCAUUAUGAUACAGUACAGUUUCUAGUUUGGUUUGGGGCCCUAUCCUCUAUUCAACCUUUGCUUCCCGUGACAUCUAAUACAGCUUGGCCAGAAACCUUAAUUCCUCUUAACCACUAUACAUUCACACAUUGUCAGGUCUUGGGACAGUGGAAAAGGUGAUCCAUGGACACUGGCAGGCAGAGACAUAUCAAAGGGCUGUUCAGACAACAUGCUAAGCCGUGGUUAGGCCGCUAACCCUUUUUCAGCAAAUGGUUAGUGAGUGUGUUUAAACCACGUUUAUGUAGCCACCACAGCUAGGAAUGAUUCACAUGACACAUUAAGCCAUGGUUCACACUAAGCCAUAAUGUUUAGCUCAAAAUGCUUAACCACCGUGGCUUAGCAUGUUAUCUGAACAUCGUCAAUCUAUUCCAUAACCAGUCUGAUUUCCCCAGAUUUCUGGCUAUAUUCAUGUGAGUUGCCCAAUGGGGUGACUUCCCCUCUCUCCGGAUCAUAGUGCUCUUCUAUGCAGGGUUGUAACAUCUUUGCACAGACUUCUGAUGUCAGUAUUUUGUGAGUGGGUGCUUCCUGGCGAUGUGUAUGUAAUAAGAUAUUCUAAGUUAUUAUUUUUUUAAAAAAAAACCAAACAAAUAAAAAUGUUUUUGCAGUUUGGA